GAAACCCCAAGCCCAGUAGACAGGAUUGGUAAUAACACCCCACACAUCCAGUGGGCCAUAACAGUGGUAAGCUAAGAAAAACUAGAAAAAUUAACGGCCCACACAUCACAUCAUGGGCAUUUGAAUCGGCAAUGCUGCUAAGUGAUGGCAUCGUUGUCUUUAGCCUUCAAUCUCUGUGAUCAUAACUGUCUUUGCAAUCCUCCGACUCUGUCUCGUUGUUGCUUCCCUCUUGGCCUCCAAUCCUUCAUGCUCCCUGACCCAACAGCUGUGCACAACAUGGUAGCAGCACCACCAAUUGCACCAGCACCAUUGCCAUGAAUAUCCAACAGUAAAAUCUCACUAAAACCAUGGCCUCUUGAGUCCCGUGGUUAUUUAAGCACUGAAAUACUUGAACUUGUAUUUGGUGACUAAGGCAAAAAGUAAUACACCGAGUAUCUGCCUGAUCGAGGCAAGUAGAACGGGGAAUCUUUGUUAUGCAACAGAAACAGAAAGCAGGAGAGAAGGGUGAAGGAAGAGACCACUAUUGAAGCUGGGAGAAUCGUAAGUAGAAUUAUGGGGAGAAAAUUUGGGAAAGAAAAUAAGCUUCUAAGUGCAGAGGAACUCAUUUAGGGAUUAGGGUAGAUUUCAGUUUGAGUUCUUGCUAUUGAGUGUGGGAGAAGAUUUUGAAUUUAUAACAAUAGCAAUGUACAACAUACACUUCCCUCCACAUUGUUUCAAAGUUGUAGGAAUUCUAAUGAUGUAUUUGGUUUUCACUGAUGCUUACGCAAAAUUUUGCAUGAGAAGGCUAAAUCACUUGAUAAGAAAAUCUGGAAAUUUCG
Messenger RNA from Rubroshorea leprosula, 818 nucleotides. The record is from the annotation of a GenBank genome assembly. NCBI's taxonomy places the organism in Eukaryota, Viridiplantae, Streptophyta, Magnoliopsida, Malvales, Dipterocarpaceae.